AUGGAUGCAAAUUCAGUUUCUUUAGAUGUUACUGCCAACUCUGAAUUAAACGUUAGCAAUAGUUGUAGUGACUUAAAGAUUGAAGUUGUUGAACCCGUUGCAAGUUCAGUUUCUAUAAGUAUCACUGAAUUAAACGUUGGAAAUAACACUGAAACUAACAAUAGCGACAAGAAGGUCGUAACUGACUUAGAAGAUGACAAGAUUGAAAUUAUUAAACCUACUACGAAUUCAAUCUCUAACGUUGGAGAAACUGGCUAUAGUGACACUGAAGAUUAUAGUAAUUCCUUAGAAAAGCUGAUACAAAUGAUAUACUCUAAUGAAGAUACACCUCCCACCAAAUUAGAAUGCAUGAAUCUUAUUAUGCCAGAACUAACUAAAGAAGUGUCUGAGAAAUUCUUAGACAAACUCUUCGAAUUGGAAAGCAUUAAUCCUGAA
Racocetra persica is the source of this 435-nucleotide messenger RNA. The record is from the annotation of a GenBank genome assembly. NCBI's taxonomy places the organism in Eukaryota, Fungi, Glomeromycota, Glomeromycetes, Diversisporales, Gigasporaceae.